UUGGGCGGAUCUGGGAGCUGAUUCUCGGGUCAGCUCCUGGAGUACGGACCCCUUGAAGCAGUUAGGGUGCCAUGACAUCAGAGCGACAGCAUGAGGUUUCCCGCCUGGCAAAGUAGCCACAUGUACCUUGUGUAUACACAGUAGCGAAAGCAAAAGAGGGCAUAAAAAUUCAAUUGGAGCAACCAACAGAAAGGAGAUACGCAAGGCUGAUGAACGAGGUGAUGGUGGCUCUGGUGUGGGUGAGCGAGACGAGAUACUGGCAUUAGCUUUGGGCGAUGAAAAUAGGUGAACGCGGGGAAAGAGAAAAGUACUGGGCGGAGCGAAAAAGCGAAUUGUUAAGACGGCAACUAAGGCAUAGCAUGUCUAUAGAGGCUGCUUCAGCCUAAGCAUAAGUAUAGGGAUAUCAGCAUCAUACCAAAUAUUGGUAACAAAUCGGUUCGCUCAAGCAUGCCUGAAUCCUACCUCGUCAUUGGAGGGAGCGGUUUUCUCGGACGGUACAUUGUUGAGGCAUUGCUUGCUAGGGGUGACAAAAAUGUUGCUGUCUUUGACGUGGUCCAACGGCACUUUGAUGUCACAUUUUACAAUGGUGAUUUGGCCAACGAAGUCGAGGUUGGAAAUGCCAUCCGAAAGAGCGCAGCUACGUGCAUAUUCCAUACUGCAACACCAUCGCCAACUGCAAUUAACCAAAACCAAGACAUCUUUUACAAAGUGAACGUUCUUGGGACGAGGACUAUCAUUGCUGCAGCUGCUGCACACGGAGUACCAAAACUGGUCUAUACCAGUAGUGCAGGGAACGUUUACAAUAUGACUGAUUUAAUUGGCGUGGACGAACGAUUGCCUAUUCCGGAACAGCAACUUGACGCAUAUAACAAGUCUAAAGCUCAGGCUGAGGCUCUAGUCCUUGAAGCUAAUGGGAAGGAGGGCCUGCAUACUGUCGCUUUACGCCCUGCUGGCAUAUUCGGACCCGGGGACCGUACUGCGCUCCCGGGUAUAGUAUCCGUCAUUAAAAACAACCAGACCCGUAUCCAAAUCGGUAAUAACAACAAUCUCUUCGACUGGACUUACGUCGGCAACGUCGUCAAAGCUCACCUCCUCGCCGCCGACAAGCUUCUUGAUCCUCCACUUGACACAACUACUGUACUCCAGAAUUACCCGCCAUCCAUCACACUAACUACAGGAAAAUACACCGUCCCAACCUCCUUCUCCCGUCCACCAGGUCCAAUCGUCGGUGAACUCACUCCCGAGCUUGAACAAGCCUACUGGGCAUUCAAAGAAGGUCGCCAACCCAAAACGCUCACCCGUUCCAAAUUCGACCCUCUCACACCCGAAGCACUCGACAUCGAGCCAACCUACCCACUUCAAGUUGCAGGCCAAACAUUCUUCAUCACGAAUGGUGAACCCAUGUAUUUUUGGGAUUUCCUGAGGGCAAUGUGGAAAGCGUUGGGACAUGAAAAUCCAACAUCGAGAAUCGUGAUUCCUAGCUCGUUUGGAUUGAUACUUGGUACGAUGAGCGAAUGGUUCAGCCGGCUUCUGGGUCGCGAACCGGGAUUCACCCGUGGGAGGGUGUAUUAUUGUAACACCCAUCGGUGGUUUAACAUUGAGAAGGCAAGAAGGGUGCUAGGUUACGAACCUGAUGUGGGUAUCGAGGAAGGUAUCAAAAGAACUGCGGCGUGGUGGAAAGAAGAACAGGUCAAGGCGGACAAUUCCGUUCACUGAUUUUCAUCACAGCUUUACUCGGCGUUACCAUUCAGGAUCCGAG
Molecule: messenger RNA, 1759 nt
Organism: Cantharellus anzutake
Lineage: Eukaryota; Fungi; Basidiomycota; Agaricomycetes; Cantharellales; Hydnaceae
Product: C-3 sterol dehydrogenase
Exons: 6
Coding region: 448-1716 (422 amino acids)
Biological process (GO): steroid biosynthetic process
Molecular function (GO): 3-beta-hydroxy-Delta5-steroid dehydrogenase (NAD+) activity
Source: RefSeq, a predicted model, not a curated record